GAUUUGGGGACGUAUUAAAAUAUGUUAUUGCACCACUCAAAUUUAGUUAAAUAUAUAGUGGGAUCAACGUGUGUCAUAAAAUAAUAAAAUAAGAUCUUUUCAAGUAUAUAACAACACAAACACAAAGAUUUUAUCUUCCUUAAACCACUCUUCACAAUGGAAAUGAUGUUAAUUUCUGUUUGCUUGGCCAUCUUCUUAGCUUUUCUCUUCCUUAAACCACUAUUCACAAGAACCACCACCACCACCAAGCUUAAGCUACCACCCUCUCCGUGGCGACUUCCGGUCAUAGGAAAUCUCCACCAGCUCAGCCUCCACCCUCACCGCUCUCUCCAUUCCCUCAGCCUUCGCUCUGGGCCACUCAUGCUCCUUCACUUUGGUUGCGUCCCUACGAUCGUAGUCUCCUCCGCUGACGUAGCUCAUGACGUGUUGAAAACACACGAUCUAAACUUUUCUAAUCGCCCGAGAACAAGAACGGUCGAAAAACUUUUUAAAGGGACAGAAAUAGCCUUUGCCCCCUAUGGAGAAUAUUGGAGGCAGAUGAAGAGUAUUUGCGUUAUGAAUCUCCUUACCAACAAAACGAUUCGAUCCUUCGAGAAUAUAAGAGCAGAAGAGAUCAAUUUAUUAAUGGGGAAGCUUGCGAAAGCGAGUUCUUCUUCUUCACCAGUAAACCUAAGCAAGCUCUUCAUUAGUUUUUGUCACAUCCCGAUCUACUAA
Molecule: messenger RNA, 714 nt
Organism: Brassica napus (rape)
Lineage: Eukaryota; Viridiplantae; Streptophyta; Magnoliopsida; Brassicales; Brassicaceae
Product: cytochrome P450 71A14-like
Exons: 3
Coding region: 157-714 (185 amino acids)
Molecular function (GO): monooxygenase activity; iron ion binding; heme binding
Source: RefSeq, a predicted model, not a curated record